Messenger RNA from Physcomitrium patens, 1997 nucleotides. RefSeq names its product peroxisomal membrane protein PEX14. Gene Ontology annotation, molecular function: signaling receptor binding. The record is from RefSeq and is a predicted model, not a curated record. Gene Ontology annotation, biological process: protein import into peroxisome matrix, docking. Gene Ontology annotation, cellular component: peroxisomal membrane; peroxisomal importomer complex. Lineage: Eukaryota; Viridiplantae; Streptophyta; Bryopsida; Funariales; Funariaceae.
CGCUACUACGGUCGAGGUGAACAGGGCUACAGAAGCACGCAACGCAUUUGUAAUUGUGUGUGUUUGUGUGAGCGAGAGGGGGCUCCGUUCAUCUAGACACAAGCUGGAGGAGGGAUUGAAAAGGAAGGACAUAUCCGUAAUACUAGGGCAGAAAGGCCCAAGGUAGAGUAGUAUGUGGCCAUGAGUAGAGUAGGCAGGGCAUGGGAGGGAGGGCGAGAGUUGUAGUAGUAGAAUGUUGCCCAGCAGGGUCCAACUGGGUAUGGCAAUCACCGGUUGUCACCGAUCGUCGCUGCCACAAUUUACGAGCCCAUCGCAACGCAAUUGCUCUACUACCCUCAGUCAUGCUAUGACUCUGCGCCGAGUUUUCUGAACCAUCGUCGUCGUCGUCGUCUCGGUGUUUCCUACACCUGCAUCAUCCGUUUGCGUAGGGUAUAAACUAGGCUUCGACAUUUCGAGGAGAAUUUUGGUUUUUGAAGGUUGACUGACCCUGGCGGAGAUUUUACCCGUUUUCUGCUGCUGCUGUUGUUGUUGUUGUUGUUGAGAGGAUAAACAACCUGCAGGAUCGUGGUGCUGGAGUUUUGUGGCGUUGGGUUUGGUACUUGGGGAUUUGGGUGGAUUCCAGAGUGUGGAAUUUUGUGGAUUGAGGGUGAGGAGAAGACAGAAAGAGGUGUGUUGUAUCGGGAAUCGAUUUUGUAGUGUUGGGAUUUAGGGGGUUGUCAAGCAGCAGGGAGGAGGAGUUUUGAGGCAUGGGAGGAGAAGGAGUUGUGGGAGCUAUGGGCCCUCCUCCGGUGCAAGAUACUGAAGCAGCAGGGCCGGCUGAAGGAGAGGCUGUGGAAAACAAGAUAAAGACAGACCCAUGGAAACUGGAGCCUCAACCAAUUCGUGAAGACCAAGUAGUUAAUGCUGUCAAUUUUCUUUCUCAUCCAAAAGUUCGGUCGUCGCCCAUCGUUCAUCGACGUUCGUUUUUGGAGAGGAAGGGCCUGACGAAAGAGGAAAUCGACGAAGCUUUUCGCAGGGUUCCGGAUCCUCCAUCUUCAGAGGUAGCCGCAGCUUCUGCGGCAACAAAAGGUGCCCAAGUGAGUGUACCCUCAUCUCAGUCAAUUGCUCCAGCUCAGAGUCAACCAUUAACUGCUCUGGCAAGAAGAGAACUAAGCUGGGGACAAAAGCUGCUUGGGCUGGGGGCAAUAGUGGCGGCGAGUGCUGGUGCAGGUGUCAUCACCAAGGUGUAUUUACUUCCAAAGUUCAAAUCAUGGGUACGUAGCAUCCUGGUAGAGGAAAGUGAAAUUGAUAAGAAGGUAUCUCCACCCACAGAGGGGCCACCCGUUGAGCCAGUUGUGAAUGAGGUUGCUCUAGCAGCUAACGCUGCAGCUGCAGCUGCCUCUGAAGUGGCUGCAGCAAUGCGUGAGUUUUCUCAUGCUAGAGUUAAAGAAAGUCUGCAGCUGGGAAGCAUAAUCAAAGCAUUGGAGUCACAGACCCAGGAGCUGAAAUCUGCCCUCUCCGGCAUGCGGGAUGUUGUAACCGAUCGGGAUGCUGUGACCAAUCGGGAUGUUGUGAACAACUCCGAGUUAACUCCUACGUCAUCAUUUGGCAGAGGUUAUCGAUCAGAUCCCUGGCGUACACCUGAGAUGCCCCGUCCCUCAGCUAUGCUGGCCGAACGACCGUACGCAUUAGCAGUGAUACCACCACCCUCGCCACCCCCGGCUGAAAGAGAAGAGUCGCCAGAGAAUGGGUCGGAGCCUAUGGGUAGCUGAGUAAUUUAGUGGUUAUAGAAGCCAAUGAUGUACUUCUCUUAAGGUUAUUUGGUGUUAAUUAGCCUCACGGCGAAAAAAGCUGAAGUGCGUGAUCCGGUUCUCAAAUGCACAGCCCUACCCUCUGGUGCUCCCGUGGCGAAGUAAGAGUUUUAGUAAAUAUGUUUUGACUGUCAAUAUACUUCCAAUGUACAAGAAUAGACCGGCUUGAAGUUUGUCUCAUGUGUACUAGAGCACCAUUGCUAUUUU